UCAUUUCAUACUGACGUCACUGCACUUGAUGACAGACGCCGUAUACGACACUCAUCAGUUGGAGGUUUGAAUGAAACGUACUGCUAUCUACAACAAAAAUUGAUUUGCUAAACAGACAAUAUCAUCAAGACAGUACCCAGAGACAGUAAAUCAUCAUGACACGUGUUGCUAUGAUUACACUUCUCGUCGUGAUUUGUACGGCACUUAUUGUGGAAGCCAAAUCUGUACAUAGAAGAAAGAGGAAUAGAGAGAGUCAAAGACUAAAACGCAAAAUGCCACAUGGCUGGGAGAAAAAAUUUGACAAGAAAGUGAAUGGUUUUAUAUAUAUAAACCACCUCACUGGAGCAGUCGACCGUACACCUCCACCUCCUGAUACUGGCAAUAAACCAAUACCCACAUCAGCACCAAUAACAAAACACGAACAAGGACAAUGCAAAGAAGGCUGGAGGUUUAGUUUCAAUUACUGUUACUACAUCUCUGAUUAUGCUGAUGUAAAAACCCAAAGUGAAGCUAGUGCAGCAUGCAAAGAAAAAGGCGCAGAUUUGUUUUGGCAAAAUUUUCAUUUUGAAAGUUUUUGGCUGAAGACAGAAAUCAACGAAAAAGUUGUAUUAUCAACCUAUUAUCUCUGGACAACUGGACAAAAACAGAACGACAAAUGGAGUUGGGGCACUGACAAACCAGCUUUCGAAGGUGUUAAAUGGCUUACUGGACAACCUGAUGGGGAAGGAAAAUGCAUAACAAUCUAUACAGCAAAUGGAUUCAUGGACGACAAAUCAUGUGAAACGAAAUUCAACUAUGUCUGCAAGACAAAACUUUGAUAGGCCAUGGUGCUCAAACUAUGUUAUUAGAAUACAAUUUUACUUUUGAAUCGAAUCGGUAGAUAUUAUUAUAUUUCUUUGUAUUCUUAAAACAGAUAUAUGUUGGAAUCACAUGAUGUGUGCAUCCUUAAAUAAUUAAAAAAAUUAUUAAAACCUUGUAUCGAAAAUGACUUUACAUUUCACUUUCUCAAUAUGAAAUAAAGAAUUAAAGACAACUACUGUAUGCUACAUGUUGUUACCAAUAAAGGAAACCAAUAUUUUAUAAAUAAAUAGUUUAUCAAUAUGAAAUACAAUAAAAUGAUGUAUGUCCGUUU
Messenger RNA from Mytilus californianus (California mussel), 1132 nucleotides. RefSeq names its product lithostathine-1-alpha-like. The record is from RefSeq and is a predicted model, not a curated record. Bases 156 to 818 code for a protein of 220 amino acids. Gene Ontology annotation, molecular function: protein binding. Lineage: Eukaryota; Metazoa; Mollusca; Bivalvia; Mytilida; Mytilidae. The transcript has 7 exons.